ACUCUUGUUUUGUUCCACCAGCAACUUCCCAAUCUUCUCAGGGCACUGAUCCAUGAGACGUCAGUGGAAACUCUCAUUGCAAACAUAGGAACCAAAAAAACUCUUGUUUUGUUCCACCAGCAACUUCCCAAUCUUCUCAGGGCACUGAUCCAUGAGACGUCAGUGGAAACUCUCAUUGCAAACAUAGGAACCAAAAAAUCUUGUUUUGUUCCACCAGCAACUUCCCAAUCUUCUCAGGGUACUGAUCCAUGAGACGUUAGUGGAAACUCUCAUUGCAAACAAAGGUCACUGUGCUUAUCAUGAUUAAACACUAACAACCCAGAACAAAAUGGUGCCAUUUCAAGUUUUUGAACAUAGGAAAGUAGUUCAAUACAAUUGUAAUGUUUAGGUUUAUGAAAAGCACUUUAUGUGUCACAUAUAGAAUAUUAUAUAAAUAAAAUAUAAACUCAUACAUGAAUUACUGUUGUAUAUUUUGAAUUUGUAAGUGUUUUUUUAGAGGAAUAUGACCUUUUACUUAAUUAAUAAUAUGUAAAGGGUUUUAGGAUGUAAAGGGUAUUAGGGAUAAUUUUAUAUAGGGAUAGUUUUAUUUUAGGGAUAGAUUUAUCAUUUUUUUAAAUUUAAAUUCAAGUUUAGUUUAGAAAAAAGUCAUGGGAGCCUGCUAUCAAAAAAUUUUCAUUUUGCCUUCAAAGUUGUCCUCCCCUAAACAGUAUUGAGGAUCUAUAGAGAGGAAUCCUAUUUUAUAAUGCAUGGGCUACUUGAAACAAGUUAUAGGAAGUUGAUUGAAAUCCUAUAUAAAAAUUUUUCAUUUUACCUUCAAAGUUGUCCUCCCCUAAACAGUAUUGAGGAUCUAUAGAGAGGAAUCCUAUUUUAUAAUGCAUGGGCUACUUGAAACAAGUUAUAGGAAGUUGAUUGAAAUCCUAUAUAAAAAUUUUUCAUUUUACCUUCAAAGUUGUCCUCCCCUAAACAGUAUUGAGGAUCUAUAGAGAGGAAUCCUAUUUUAUAAUGCAUGGGCUACUUGAAACAAGUUAUAGGAAGUUGAUUGAAAUCCUAUAUAAAAAUUUUUCAUUUUACCUUCAAAGUUGUCCUCCCCUAAACAGUAUUGAGGAUCUAUAGAGAGGAAUCCUAUUUUAUAAUGCAUGGGCUACUUGAAACAAGUUAUAGGAAGUUGAUUGAAAUCCUAUAUAAAAAUUUUUCAUUUUACCUUCAAAGUUGUCCUCCCCUAAACAGUAUUGAGGAUCUAUAGAGAGGAAUCCUAUUUUAUAAUGCAUGGGCUACUUGAAACAAGUUGUAGGAAGUUGAUUGAAAUCCUGUAUAAAAAUCACUUCUUUCUCAAAAAUUAAUUUAUAAUUUUUAAUCGAUGCAAAGUCAACAAUCAGCAAUUCAGUUUCAUGAAAUUGUUUGAAUUUAUGAUGUAUUAACACAGUUAAGUUUUACAUGCAUACUUCUUUUUACACAUUAUAAAAAGAAUUUCUCUAUGUGUAUAAAACUUGUAUUAGUUAUGUUAUGCGAUUUUAUAGUUUUGAAUUGCAUAAGAGGGUAAGGGAUAUGAGUCUUGAAUGUUUUAUUGUGAGCAACUUACUAAUUACAUCGAAAUCAAAAGUGUUAUAAGUUUACAAUCAGACUCAUAUUUUUCAGAAAUUUCCUAAGGUGUAUUCCAACAUCAGUUGCAAUCUGUUAAUAUUAAACUAAUUUUACUUACUGUGUGUACCUCACUUCAUCGGAAAGAUUCUCAAUGUCUCUUUUUAUUCAGCUCACAAAUUGAAGUGUGAUUUGAUGAAAAAAAAGUGAGGUCCCAUCCCCGAUGUGAGGCCGCCCGUUUACGAGGUAAAUAUAUUUGAACCUCUUGAAGCUUAUUUCUCUAGUUGAUUUGCGACCUCCAAACUGUUAAAUGCUUGCUGAUGAAGCUAUACUUAGAUUGGUUUGCUUAUCUAUCUAUUUGUACAGCCACCUAAAUCUAAACAUGAUUUCUCUUUCCUUUCAUACUUCUCAAGGUUCUGAUGUAAUGUAUGGUUUCUUCAAUUUCCUGUCUUGAUUUUGCUACUUUACCAUGAGAUUUUUGAAAUAACCAGUUACUUUAGAGAUAAAAAUGUUAAAUUUAUAAGCAGUACUUUAUUCUAUGUUUGUCUGUUCAUUUUUUGCAAUACGUUUCUUUUAAAGUAUUUAGUUGAAAAGUAAUUGAAGUAAACUUAUUAGAUGUACUUUUUCAGAGUAUAUGCUUUUAUACUACAAACCAGUUUAUUCACAAACAAUGUAAAAGUAUCCAAAAAAAUAUAGUUUUUUGUAUUGUAUUUCCUGUGUACAACAGGAAUUUGUGUAUUAUAAAUGGUUUAAAACGAUCUAAAUUGUGUGUUUUGGUAUUAAAUUUAUGUUUAUUCUUGAAAAGCGUUUCCUUUAUAUGGUUAAUGUGACAGGAGUUACCUUGAUUAUUAAUGAAAUUAGAGAACAUAUAUUUAAACUGAGUUUUCUUUAAUAGUUAUGAUGGAGGUAUUAAUGUUUUAUGAUAAUUAGAGAGAUGUUGUACGAAGACUGAAUCCAGCAUGUAGUAAUUGUACAUACAAAUGUAACAUAAAAUAUACUUAUUUAGUUUGUUUAUUUUAGGUAGUAAACUUUUUUAAUAUUACAGUAGUAGUAAUACAGACAGUAAUACAGUAGUAGUUAAGAAGACUUCACUUCAAAUUAAAGUACCGUAGUUGGAAUGAAAUUAAUAAAAAUUAAUUAAAUUAAAUUAAUAAGUCAGAUUUUUUUCCUUGACAGUGAUUUUCUGUAAGAUUAUGUAUAUUUCAGAAAUAAAAAAAAGAAUCUGCAGAGUUUAUGAUAUGCUUCAGAAAACUUCAGGAUUCAGAAUUAGUAACUACUCAUGCCUCCUCUAAUUUAACAACUAUAAUGUAUUGAAAAUACUUUAAUUCUGAAAAUUUGGUUAAAGAUCCAGUUAGCAUUGGUUAGUUGAUGUGGCGGAGAGAAGUUUCUGUGAGGCUGCGAUAACUAUUCCGAAUGCUUACAGCUUACAGUAACGUCAAGUUCCAGCAGCGGCUGGCGAUGGAGCUGCUGUCGAUGCGGCUGAAGGUGGGGGCCUGGCAAUGGGAGGCGGGGUCAGGGGUAGUGGCGGGCGUCGGCGAGGAGGAAGCGGGUAAGCCCUUGGCUCCCUACACGUGCCCCGACUGUGGCAAGAGCUACAUGUGGAAGCAGGGGCUCAACACACACAAGCGACUACACUGUGGGAAAGAGCCGAGGUUCCAGUGUCCACACUGUCCCAAACGUUGCUACCAGCGUGGCAACCUCGAUAGUCACAUCAGGAAUGUACACUCCAAUCUGGUACAGUACAGUAACGAAUUUCUUAGUAACAAGGAAGAGUUGGGUAAUACCACUGGAGGACUACAACACUAGGCAACAUGUUCCAGCGACUGCUCCCGAUAUACAAUAUACGUAUAUACAGUGCUUUAUGUUAGUGGUUAUUAUUAGAUAGUAUUAUGUAAUACUUGCUCUCAUUUAGCUUAUGGUAUUCAACUUCAUUUCUGACAUGAAUAAAACUACUCUAUAUAGGAAUUGAAACAUAUUCUGAAAACAACGUUUUUGGGAAGAAAUACAAAUAACAUGGGACUUAUCAAUGUUGUUUCUAUUUACUUAAAAUAUCUACUAGAUCAACAAAAUUGAUACGUUUUCACGAUUCAAUAACAUACCUAGUUAAAUUUGUAUAACCUUUUAUACGGUUUUGAAAUUUAUUAUUUACACUGCCAAUUUCACUGCCUUAAAAAAACUUAUUUAUAGUCAUAAUUAAGUAGUUUUGUGUUAUUUUAAAUUUCGUUGUGUUCCUUAAUGUGUAGCUGUACAACAACUUCAUGUGUAAAUGUACUUAUAUUUAAGAUUUUAUAAAAUAAUUUUAUAUUAUGAGCUUUAUUAUGUGUUGUUGUUUUAUAAUUUGAGCUUUAACUUAUAGUAUUAUUAUUUAUUUAUUUUUUUAUUUACUUACAAACUCAAAAUCUUAACCGUCUUCUAUAGUAUAGAAGCAGUGAAAGCAAAAGAGCAUGCCUAAGCACCUAUUUGAAAUAACUUCAUUAUUAAUUUCAUAGUAUUAUCUCUCUGGGCUUUUAAACUGUAUUAUUUAUUUUAAAAUCUUUAUAAUGUAGUAUACUUUCAUAAAGACUUUAUAACAAAAAACUAGUUUGCUGUAAUGAUCUUAUAUUUUUAUUUUUUUAUUUUAAAAAGUGUAUUGAUUAAUUCAAACUUUUUCUAAGCAUCUCAUUAUAAAGUCGUAUUCUGUUGUUCUUUCAGCUUUUUGGGUACCUUGACUUUUGUCAGAGUACAGACUUAUUGUUAGUAAAUAGACUAGAACUCACGCGAUGGGUAUGUUGUCAGACACUCACGGUAAUGCUUCAAUAUUGAUUAUGGUAUAAUAAAGUUUAGCUGCUAUUUUUAUAUCUACUUUUUGGUUAUUAUUUUUUAAUUUAUGGAUUUUUAUGGGUAUUAAAUUAGGAAUAUGAACUUGCAAAUGUAAUCAGAAUUGACAGUCAUUUUCAGAAGAGUUUAAGGUUCCUCUGUUGAUUUCAUCUUCCAGAUGACUGAUGGAUCAUUAUAUCUCCUCUUCACCCUUCUUUCCUUGAUCAUGUCCAUCAUGCCAUGUCUUCCAGAAUAGAGAAAUACUUGUAGUAGACACAACUAAUAGCCAGCUGUCAGGAGAAAUGUAAAGCUAAGUAACAACGGUCGAAUUACACAGAAAGAUAUCAUUUUGCUAAUAACUUGGAAGACUUGAUAUUGCGGAUUAUAGAUUUUCCCUUCUCUUCAAUUGUAUUCUAUUAAUAACAAAGUAGCAUGACAUCUUCACUUUCACCCCUCUAGGUAAACACAGGCUGCUAGAUCACUGUUAUUGAUACAUUGUUACAGUCUGAGUUGAAAAGAAAGAAUACAUGCUCAUUUUGACACAGAGGAUCCAUCUUAGUAUUUAUUUGAUUUUAAAUAUCUCAACCAUUAUAGUCAAUCUUGAAAGUAUUAAUAUGUUUAGGUUGCUGUUUACGACUAAUUAUUUUCCAUUCUCUUAGGGCAUUAAUGAUUUAUUUAAAAUUUGUUUGUUUAUUCUUCAAAUUUAAGUUAGCAACUUUAAAUCUCUUCGACCUUUACUGUGUUGUCAGUGACUAAUAACUCAACAAUUUCUCUAUGGUUUAAAAAUGUUAUCUCCUCGUCCUUCAAUAAAAGUCUGUUAGGGAGGAAGAAAUCACAUCUAGAACUGCUCUCUUCCCAGCAAUUCUAAGAACACUAAAUCCCACAUUCUAUAGAAAGGAUGUAGAUUCUGACAAGUUCAUGAAAUCAUCAAAAUUCAGAUUGCAUACAACAGGUGGGUCAGCAGUCUUGUUUUCUAUUACUGUAUCGCAAAACUCUCCUUUUACUCCUUCUUAGAUUUGGAGAAUUGUCUCCACUAAAUUUGUUGCAGUUAGGACAUAGAAAACUUGAAUACCGUGGGGAGUUGCCAAUGUUUUCCAAUCCUUCAACUGGAUGUAUCGGCCAAUAAGUAGGCUCAUAUAAUAUAAUGUAUAAUAUAAAUCAUUCUACAGUCUCAUAAAAAAAUUCAGUGUUUAUUUUUGAUAUAUUAAAAUUAUUACACAGGCUGUAAAAAGUAAGAUAAGCUUUUAUUUCAUGCUUCAUAGAAAACAAUUUUUAAUUGAUAUUUGAAACCUAGGUAUUGCUUCCUUAUAUUAUAUCUGAUAAUCACGGUAUGUUACAUUAAUGUGGUGGUAUUGCUAUCAUUUCCAUUUGAUAGUUCUGUUUUUCUUUCUCUUUAUGGUAAUUUAUUAAUUAUUUUAGGAUUUUUAUAUUAUUGUCAUAACUUAGUUUAUUUAAUUAGUGUUAUGUUUUCUUGACUGAUCAACAAUGGUGAGAAUCAGUAUACGAUUUAAUUUAUUUUAGCCAAAUAUUAUUGCUGAACUGUGUUUGAUCUGAUAGUUGUCUAAAGACAUGUAGUAUUCAUUUUUAACAUGUUCUGCUUAGCAUAUUCUCUCUCAAAUUGAUAUUAUUGACUUUGUUAUUUUAAUUUAUUUUGUCGUACAGUUAUACUCUCCAUGGGGUGUAUAUUUGUUUUUGUGCAAUAACAUGACAUACUAAGAUUUAUUACAAACUUUGAUUCCUGUUUAAUAUUAAGUUUAGAUUUAAGUUAAUAAUGGGGCUUAAGAUCUCUUAAAGCGAAAUGCUUUGAUUUACAUAUAAAAUGUGCAUUUUAGUCUACAGGGAUAGUCAGAGGGUUUUAAUACAUUAAAACAGGGUUUUUUAUAUUUUUUGGGCUUUCUUUGAGGUUAUCUCAAGAUAUCUUUAAUUAUUUCAUAUCAUAUACGGAAAAAGAACAAAACCAAAGAGUAAAGUAGUUGAAUAAUUUCAUUGAUUUAUAGGUUAUGGUUAGAUUAUACUCGAUCAAUUUAGAAAGGUAUUGUGUAAUUAUUAUUCAGUUUUAAGUUAAAUAUUUUGAAAUGGUUGGUACAAUAUAUUGUUCUUAUUUGUGUAUUUGAAAACACUAUUAUUUUCUAUGCAGCACACUUGAUUCUUGUUACGUUUGAAUAUGCAAUCAUACCAUUUUUUACAAACAUCAAAUAACUUGUCAAGAAUUGCUUAAAAUGUUUAAACUGAUAAUUUUAUUAUUUUCUAUGCAGCACACUUGAUUCUUGUUACGUUUCAAUAUGCAAUCAUACCAUUUUUUACAAACAUCAAAUAACUUGUCAAGAAUUGCUUAAAAUGUUUAAACUGAUAAUUUUAUUAUUUUAUAUGCAGCACACUUGAUUCUUGUUACGUUUCAAUAUGCAAUCAUACCAUUUUUUACAAACAUCAAAUAACUUGUCAAGAAUUGCUUAAAAUGUUUAAACUGAUAAUUUUAUUAUUUUCUAUGCAGCACACUUGAUUCUUGUUACGUUUCAAUAUGCAAUCAUACCAUUUUUUACAAACAUCAAAUAACUUGUCAAGAAUUGCUUAAAAUGUUUAAACUGAUAAUUUUAUUAUUUUCUAUGCAGCACACUUGAUUCUUGUUACGUUUCAAUAUGCAAUCAUACCAUUUUUUACAAACAUCAAAUAACUUGUCAAGAAUUGCUUAAAAUGUUUAAACUGAUAAUUUUAUUAUUUUCUAUGCAGCACACUUGAUUCUAGUUACGUUUCAAUAUGCAAUCAUACCAUUUUUUACAAACAUCAAAUAACUUGUCAAGAAUUGCUUAAAAUGUUUAAACUGAUAAUUUUAUUAUUUUCUAUGCAGCACACUUGAUUCUUGUUACGUUUCAAUAUGCAAUCAUACCAUUUUUUACAAACAUCAAAUAACUUGUCAAGAAUUGCUUAAAAUGUUUAAACUGAUAAUUUUAUUAUUUUAUAUGCAGCACACUUGAUUCUUGUUACGUUUCAAUAUGCAAUCAUACCAUUUUUUACAAACAUCAAAUAACUUGUCAAGAAUUGCUUAAAAUGUUUAAACUGAUAAUUUUAUUAUUUUAUAUGCAGCACACUUGAUUCUUGUUACGUUUCAAUAUGCAAUCAUACCAUUUUUUACAAACAUCAAAUAACUUGUCAAGAAUUGCUUAAAAUGUUUAAACUGAUAAUUUUAUUAUUUUCUAUGCAGCACACUUGAUUCUUGUUACGUUUGAAUAUGCAAUCAUACCAUUUUUUACAAACAUCAAAUAACUUGUCAAGAAUUGCUUAAAAUGUUUAAACUGAUAAUUUUAUUAUUUUAUAUGCAGCACACUUGAUUCUUGUUACGUUUCAAUAUGCAAUCAUACCAUUUUUACAAACAUCAAAUAACUUGUCAAGAAUUGCUUAAAAUGUUUAAACUGAUAAUUUUAUUAUUUUCUAUGCAGCACACUUGAUUCUUGUUACGUUUCAAUAUGCAAUCAUACCAUUUUU
Molecule: messenger RNA, 7854 nt
Organism: Homalodisca vitripennis (glassy-winged sharpshooter)
Lineage: Eukaryota; Metazoa; Arthropoda; Insecta; Hemiptera; Cicadellidae
Product: longitudinals lacking protein-like
Exons: 2
Coding region: 2992-3384 (130 amino acids)
Biological process (GO): regulation of transcription by RNA polymerase II
Molecular function (GO): DNA-binding transcription factor activity; RNA polymerase II cis-regulatory region sequence-specific DNA binding
Source: RefSeq, a predicted model, not a curated record